GUUGUAAGACUCCUUUUUCUUAUAUAAGCUGCAGCAUCUUUCAUUCUGCUUGUUUUCAGAAACAAACAUGAAGUCGUCUCGGUUGUCCAUACAGACGGCUGUGUUCAUCCUUGUUCUUUUCUCUCAGUGUGUGAGUGGGAAGGACUGUAUGUGUGAGCUGAACACACUGCAGCGUCCUUUUCCGAUGGAGAAAUUCAACUCGAUUCAGACUGCAGCUGGCCAGUGCACGAAGAGCAUCACUUCAACACAGUUCGACGAGGUGGGUGUACUGAUGGUGGGGGUGCAGGAGCGGCUGGAGCAUCUGGAGAAGAGCGUGUCUGUACUGGAAAAGGAGGACGAUGGUGAUCUGUACAGUGCAGUUUCAGUACGAAUCAUUGAGCUCGAGCUCGCAGAGAUCCUGGAGCUCAUGGGUAAAAUUAACAAAACUGUCAGAUCCCACACGCAGAUCAGUCAGAGCACCGCAACCAAGCUGCAAAGCAUGACAGAGGGCAUGCAGGAGCUCGAGGCCUUUGACCUUUCGCAUGUGGUGAGCAAACAGCGAGAAAAUCAGCGCAUUAAGCAAGAAUUGGCUGAGUGUCAGCAUGAACUUCAGGCUACUCUUCUGCCUCCCACUCCUCGCCCACGACACUGUCCACAAGGCCAGUUGGUCAAUGUGACCGGCCCUAGAACUUACUCCCUCACCUCAUACCGAACCUCGUACCCUUACGGCGCCUGGGGAAAAGACCCGAAACCUGCUCCAGGGAAGGAGGACACGUAUUGGCUUGUAGCUCUAACCACCAGCAACGUUUAUGCCAAUUAUGUUCGUCAUUACAGCAGUUUAAGCACUAUGCUGGUUGGUGUGGGUGCUGAGGACAGCACCAUUUCUUCCUCAAACCCCACCACAAACAGUAUCGAGGGCCCUAACGUAGUGCAGUAUGGAGGUGCGCUAUACUACAACUGCUUUAAUUCACCCUCUGUGUGUCGCUUCAACAUCUCUGACCACUCCAUCACCAAUACACCCCUUCCAGAAAACACAGGCUACAGUAACAAGUUUUCUUUUGGCCACUUGGACGCCACGUACCACCACACAGACCUGGAUUUCGCCACAGACGAGUCUGGUGUCUGGGUGGUCUACUCAACAAUAGAGAAUUUUGGCAAUGUGAUCCUUAGUGAAGUGAUAGAAGGAAGUCCUCCAUCUCUGGGCCGGACAUGGAAUACGUCGCUGCACAAGCGCAGUGCCACGAACACCUUCAUGGUAUGUGGAGUGCUUUACGCCACACGAUUCCUGGACAAAGAGACGGAGGAGAUUUUCUACUCUUUCGACACGGAGACAGAAGAGGAGCGCUACGAUCUGAAGAUCCGCAUACAGAAGAUGCAGACCAACAUCCAGUCUCUGAAUUAUAACCCACGAGACCGAAUGCUCUACGCCUACAGCGACGCCUACAUCGUCUCGUACAACACCGUCUUUCAGUAAACGCCCUCUUUACUCCUCUGAUUACUGAUUUUAUCAUAAUUCUGUGUGACAAUGACAGAUCUGCUGAUUUAUUUCAUAAAAAUUAAGAUCUGUGAAAUGU
Messenger RNA from Silurus meridionalis, 1553 nucleotides. RefSeq names its product olfactomedin-4-like. The record is from RefSeq and is a predicted model, not a curated record. NCBI's taxonomy places the organism in Eukaryota, Metazoa, Chordata, Actinopteri, Siluriformes, Siluridae. The coding region runs from base 68 to 1453 and encodes 461 amino acids. The transcript is spliced from 5 exons. Gene Ontology annotation, biological process: signal transduction.